Molecule: messenger RNA, 726 nt
Organism: Ipomoea triloba (trilobed morning glory)
Lineage: Eukaryota; Viridiplantae; Streptophyta; Magnoliopsida; Solanales; Convolvulaceae
Exons: 2
Coding region: 153-575 (140 amino acids)
Source: RefSeq, a predicted model, not a curated record
GAGGUUAUUUUAUCAACUCACGCUUCCUGUAGAAGUGUAGAUAAACCUCUGCAAGUCUCAGGGUUUAAGACCCGUAUUUCACUCGGGUCUGCUCAAAAUCUGAAGCCAUUUCAUCAAGAAUUGAAAAGGCUAGGCAGAUCAAACUGCAAGAGAUGGCAAGUUUUGUGAUAAAUCCAACUUUGAGUAGCUUCAAUACCAUUAACUGCCGCAACCCAAAUCAUAAAUCCUCUAGAAGAUCCCUGGGUGUUCGGGCAAUGAGGAUAGAGAAACCAAUGGAAGAGUUGUACAAUAUCCGCGUUGAGAGGAAUGUGUCAAAAGAAAGAUUACAGGAGCUUGGUGUUUCACGAUGGUCAAUGUGGAAGACAGGCGAAUGCAAGCUUCCUUGGGACUGGCAUGUGGAUCAGUUGGUCUAUAUCGAAGAAGGAGAGGUAAAAGUGGUGCCUGAUGGGAGUGAACGCCAUAUGUGUUUUGUUGCUGGUGACUUGGUUCGCUAUCCCAAAUGGUUCGAGGCUGAUCUCUACUUCAAUGGCUUCUACCAAGAACGCUAUAGCUUUCGAGCAUAUGGCGAUGACUAGUGAACGCCAUAUGCGAUUUGUCUUAUUUAUUCUCAUGUAAGACUUUAUAUUACUGUUAAUGUUACUCCUAGGUGCUAGAUAUUAUUGUCUCUCCAAAUAUGAUUUGGAACUUGGGAAUCUUGUGCAUUCAGUUGUGAACUUUUACUUACCA